AUGUCGUCGGAAGCGAGCAACAGUUCUGUUUCAGCGUCAUUCGUACAGCUCGAUGAUGCGAAUCGCCAAACGGUGUACACCGGCAUAUUUUUGCGUCAUGCCAUCCAAACGCACCAAUUCGAUUUAGCGAAAAAACUCAUCGCGUACGGUGCCGAUGUGCGCGAGAAGACCACUUUAAACCAGACGGCAUUGCAUCUCGCCGUAACGAACACGAGCGAUGUCGAAAAAACCGGCAUCAUACCCAACUACUUCGUUUACCUCGAAGAAAAGUUCGACAAGUUCAUCGACUCUUUUAACUACGCCACUACGGCUAGGUGGGAGGAAGCGAUCAGUCUAGCGUCUGACCAGCGGAAGACCUCUGAUUUCGACAGUGCCGGCAGACUCAGCCUCGUGGAAAUGCUGCUGACUUUUGGGGCCGACGUGAACAGCAAGGACCACAACGGCUGCUCGCCCAUCCAGUGCGCCGUCUACACGGGCGACCUCGAGCUCGUGCAAACUCUGAUCAAAGCCGGUGCCGACAUCGAAAAUCGCAACAGGAUGGGCGUAACGCCGCUGUUCGACUCUAUCUUGUACUGCAAUAUUGACAUGGUCCGACUUCUGCUGAGCUACGGGGCCCGCGUCAACGCCGAAAGAAUAGACGGCGAAACGCCCCUGCUCUGGGCCACUUUGCUCAACAGAAACAACAGCCACGCAGUCAUCAUCAGAGAGUUACUGAAGCAUCCCGUGGAUGUGAACAGCGAGUGCUUUGGCGUGACACCUUUUCAUUGCAUUCUCGCCUACGCCAACCUCGAUUUGACGAGACAGUUCGUCGAGCUAAAAGCGGAUGCGACGAUAGUUGACGUAUAUCGAAGGACCUCUCUCUACUUCGCGGCUCCGAACGCAGACAAGGACGUUUUGAAUUUAGUGCUGCAGAUGAGCGACACAGAGAUCGAUCAGAAGUGCAACGUCUUGGGCUGCGCACCGCUGCACAUAGCCGGCGGAACCUGCAGACCGGAUAACGUUCAACUUCUCAUCGAGUGGGGUGCCGACGUCAACGCUAAGGACGAUGACUACUGGACGCCGUUAUUUUUAUGCGUCAACGAUUCGCAAUCGUCGAUACUCCGGCCCGACUUCGCAGAGGACAGAAGGAAGACGAUAAGUCUGCUGCUCGAGGGUGGUAGCGACGUUAACGCGAAGGCCAUUGUGUAUUGGGGGCAGUUGAUGUUCGAGUCAACCGUUCUCGAGGAGGCGAUCAGACGGGAAGAUCUCGAAGCCAGCAAAAUGAUCGUCGAGCACGUCGCCGCGAUCGAGGCUUCGACGAGCAAGCCAGUGUUCGGCGAUUACAAUCUAGCAGUGAUCGAUAAAAAUUACGAGCUUAAGGGCUACUACAAGAAGUGCCAGGCCGAGCUGACGCUGAUGAAAAAUAGUAAAAUUCAGAAUACUUUAGUUACUUAUUUCACUAUUUUGACGACAAAAUCGACUGAUGUGCUCGCUCGGUAUGCGAGAAAUGACGAUGUGGUAAUAGCUUUAAAAAACAGCGAACGGAUUAACGCGGCUUAUCCGAUUUACAGUUCGCGGUUGAGGGCGAAAUUCGACGCGGGUGUGGUUCAGUGCAAGUUGUGCGAAGAUGUAUGCGCCGUUUUGAGUACGCUGUUUCAGUUCGUCGAUCCGAGCAACCUGUGUUGUAGUUUUAUUUCCAAAUAUUUAAGCACAGCUGAUGCCAACUUUCUUGUCAAGAGUUUUAAUGAGAUUGGAAAUUGA
This is a messenger RNA of Nasonia vitripennis (jewel wasp), 1740 nucleotides long. RefSeq names its product putative ankyrin repeat protein RF_0381. Lineage: Eukaryota; Metazoa; Arthropoda; Insecta; Hymenoptera; Pteromalidae. The transcript has a single exon. The coding region runs from base 1 to 1740 and encodes 579 amino acids. The record is from RefSeq and is a predicted model, not a curated record. Gene Ontology annotation, molecular function: protein binding.